This is a messenger RNA of Scomber scombrus (Atlantic mackerel), 4092 nucleotides long. RefSeq names its product NACHT, LRR and PYD domains-containing protein 12-like. The coding region runs from base 39 to 4004 and encodes 1321 amino acids. The transcript has 16 exons. Lineage: Eukaryota; Metazoa; Chordata; Actinopteri; Scombriformes; Scombridae. Gene Ontology annotation, molecular function: protein binding. The record is from RefSeq and is a predicted model, not a curated record.
GCUAAAUAUACUCCAUUUUGGCAUGAGGGAGCAGACAGAUGGAUAAAACACUGACGUCUGACGCAGGACUGACUGAAGUCCACAAGAUGAGUGAUUGUGAGGAGGAAGAGGAGGACAGAGCAGAGUCUUCAGCAUCCAGCUGUCCGUCUAUGAAGAGUAACCAGUCUAAAGAUCGUCCCUGGAACUUCAGUAAUGAACUUGAACCCUCAGACACAAAACUGACUGAAGUCCACAAGAUGAGUGAUUGUGAGGAGGAAGAGGAGGACAGAGCAGAGUCUUCAGCAUCCAGCUGUCCGUCUAUGAAGAGUAACCAGUCUAAAGAUCGUCCCUGGAACUUCAGUAAUGAACCUGGACCCUCAGACACAAAAGGUCGGUAUCACAGGCAGACAGCAGAGUCACAGUGUUCGUCUAUGAAGAGUGAGGAGUCCAUGGGAAAACCUCCAAACUUCAGUGAUGGACCCAGAGACACAAAAGGUCAGUAUCACAGGCAGACAGCAGAGUCACCACGAUCCAGCUGUUCGUCUAUGAAGAGUGAUGAGUCCAUGGGAAAACCUCCACACUUCAGUGAUGGACCCAGAGACACAAAAAAGAAGAAGAGGAAACGUGAUGUUUCUGUGGAAGAGCAGCUGUCCUGCUGUUCUUUGUGUCAGGACGUCCUGAAGGAUCCAGUAUCUACCAGCUGUGGACACUGGUUCUGCAGACAGUGCAUCACUUCAUACUGGAAUCAGUCUACUUCAUCAGGAGACUCCUUGUGUCCCCAGUGUGGAAAAAGAUCCAGAACAACACCUGGACUGCAACCAGACAGUCAGACCAGCACUGUACAAAUUUUAGGGAAUGUUGCUCUCUGCAAGGUUUUAGAUGAACAAAGGACCUGUCUGAGUGGGAGAUGUGAACGUGUGACUCAAGGAACUGAUGAAGCAAAAAGUAAAACUGUCCUCAACAGCAUCUACACUGAGGUCUACAUUACAAAGGGACAGAGUGAAAAGGUGAGGCAGCUUGAGACAGAUUCCAAGAUGGAGAUCCACCAUGACACUCCAAUCAAGUGCUGCGACAUCUUUAAAGUCUUACCUGACCAACAGAAACACAUCAGAGUCGUUAUGAUGAACGGCGUCGCUGGCGUCGGAAAAACCUUCUCAGUGCAGAAGUUCACUCUGGACUGGGCACAGCGCUCCAAAAACCAAGAUAUCAAUCUGGUGAUUCCACUUCCGUUCAGGGAGCUGAACGUGAUCAAAAAUGAGCAGUACAGUCUGAUCAUGCUGAUCCAUGUUUUCUAUCCAACAUUACAGAAGCUCACAGCAGAGAUGCUCGCUGUCUGUAAAGUUUUGUUCAUCUUUGACGGCCUGGAUGAAAGCAGACUUUCACUGGAUUUCAACAACAGUGAAGUCGUGUCUGACAUCACACAGAAGUCAUCAGUCAGCGUGCUUUUGACAAACCUCAUCGCAGGUAAUCUGCUUCCCUCAGCUCUUAUCUGGGUAACUUCCCGACCUGCAGCAGCCAAUCAGAUCCCUCCUUCAUGUGUGGACAGGGUAACAGAAGUACGAGGCUUCACUGACAACCAGAAGGAGGAGUACUUCAGGAAGAGAUUCAGUGAUGAAGAGCAGUCCAGCACAAUUACUUCACACAUCAAGACAUCCAGGAACCUCCACAUCAUGUGUCGAAUCCCAGUCUUCUGCUGGAUCACUGCUACAGUUCUGGAGGACAUGUUGACUUCAGACCAGAGAGGACAGCUGCCCAAGACCCUGACUGACCUGUACUCACACUACCUGCUGGUUCAGACAAAGAGGAAGAAGAACAAGUAUGAAGAGGGACAUGAGAUGAGUCCACAGGAGCUGACGAAGGCUGACAGGAAACUUCUUCUGAAGCUGGGGAGGCUGGCGUUUGAACAACUGGAGAAAGAAAACAUCAUGUUCUACCAAGAAGACCUGGAGCAGUGUGGUCUUGAUGUCACAGAGGCCUUGGUACACUCAGGAUUUUGUAGAGAGAUUUUCAAAAGAGAGAGUGUGAUCUUCCAGAAAACAGUCUACAGCUUUGUUCAUCUGAGUGUUCAGGAGUUUCUGGCUGCAGUCUACAUGUACCACUGUUACACCAGCAAGAACACAGAGGUACUGCAGAACUUCCUUGGAAAAGACUACAGCUACUCAUCCCUGGAUGUCUUCCUGAUGGGAGCCUUAGACAAAUCUAUGGACAGUAAAAAUGGCCACCUGGACAUGUUUGUUCGCUUCCUUCAUGGCCUCUCUCUGAAGUCCAACCAGAGUCUCUUACGAGGCCUGCUAGAUCAGUCAAAGAACAGUCCAGUAAUCAUCAAGAGAGUCAUCAACAACUUGAAGGAGAAGAGGACCUACGUGUCUCCUGACAGAAGCAUCAACAUCUUCCACUGUCUGAUGGAGAUGAACGACCGCUCAGUAUAUCAGGAGAUCCAAGAGUUCCUGAAGUCAGACAACAGAUCACAGAAGGAACUUUCUGAGAUCCAUUGCUCAGCUCUGGCCUACAUGCUGGAGAUGUCUGAGGAGGUUCUGGAUGAGUUGGACCUGCAGAAGUACAACACAACAGACCAGGCACGACUGAGACUGAUUCCAGCUGUGAGGAACUGCAGGAAGGCUGUGCUCAAUAGCUGUGGACUCUCAGAGACUCACUGUGAAGUUGUGGCCUCAGCUCUGAUGUCCAACCCCUCCCAUCUCAGAGAGCUGGACCUGGGUGAAAAUGACCUGCAGGAUUCAGGGGUGAAGCUGCUAUCUGCUGGACUAGAGAGUACAAACUGUACACUGGAGACUCUGAGAUUGAGUGACUGCAGUUUGUCAGAGAUCAGCUGUGCUUCUCUGGCUUCAGCUCUGAAGUCCAACCCCUCCCAUCUGAGAGAACUGCAUCUGAGUAACAACGACCUGCAGGAUUCAGGGGUGAAGCAGCUGUGUGAUUUUCUCGAGAAUCCACACAGUAGACUGAAGACUCUGAGAUUGAGGGGCUGCAAUUUGUCAGAGAUCAGCUGUGCUUCUCUGGCCUCAGCUCUGAAGUCCAACCCCUCCCAUCUGAGAGAGCUGGAUCUGGGUGACAACACACUGCAGGAUUCAGGGGUCAAGCUGCUGUGUGAUUUUAUUGAGAGCCCACAGUGUGGACUGGAGACUCUGAGGUUGAGGUACUGCAGUUUAUCAGAGAUCAGCUGUGCUUCUCUGGUCUCAGCUCUAAAGUCCAACCCCUCCCAUCUGAGAGAGCUGAAUCUGACUGGAAACAAGCUACAGGAUUCAGGAGUGAGGCUGCUGGGUGAUUUUCUGAAGAGUCGACAUUGUAGACUGGAAACUUUGAGAUUGUGGGACUGCAGUUUGUCAGAGAUCAGCUGUGCUUCUCUAGCCUUAGCUCUGAAGUCCAACCCCUCCCAUCUGAGAGCUUUGGAGCUGAACUACAAUCACAAGCUGCAGGAUUCAGGAUUGAAACUUCUGUGUCGUUUUCUAGAGAGUCCACACAGGAGACUGGAGACUCUGAGAUUGAGUUUCUGCAGUUUGUCAGAGGACAGCUGUGCUUCUCUGGUCUCAGCUCUGAAGUCCAACCCCUCCCAUCUGAGAAAGCUGCAGCUGAGCUCCAACAAACUGCAGGAUUCAGGAGUGAAGCUGCUCUGUGAUUUUCUUGAGAGUCCACAGUGUGGACUGGAGACUCUAAGAUUGAGGGACUGCAGUUUGUCAGAGAUCAGCUGUGCUUCUCUGGCCUCAGCUCUGAAGUCCAGCCCUUCCUGUCUUAGAGAGCUGGAUCUGAGCUACAACAACCUGCAGGAUUCAGGGGUGAAACUGCUGUGUACAUUUCAAAGGAGGCCCCAAUGUAUACUGGAGACUCUGAGAUUGAGUAAAUGUGGUUUGUCAGAGAUCAGCUGUGCUUCUCUGGCCUCAGCUCUGAAGUCCAACCUCUCCCAUCUGAGAGAGCUGGAUCUGAGUCUCAACAACCUGCAGGAUUCAGAUGUGAAGCAGCUGUGUGAUCUUAAGGAGAGUCCAGACUGCAGACUGGAGACUCUGAGAUGGUGAUGAUCUCAGUAAGAGUGUGAAUGAGCAUCCAGGAGUGUGUUGAGAGAGGAUCAGCUGUAUUCCGAUGAUCCAGAGAGGUUGAAUCAGC